Messenger RNA from Meloidogyne enterolobii, 344 nucleotides. Lineage: Eukaryota; Metazoa; Nematoda; Chromadorea; Rhabditida; Meloidogynidae. The record is from the annotation of a GenBank genome assembly.
UCGAAUAAUUAAAAAUAACAAUUAAAAGAACCCCCAAAAAACCCCCAAGGAACCAGGAAAAAUAAACAAGCUUAUAAAAAUAUAGUAUAAAAGGCAAAAGUUUUAUGAUUCUCGUCUCUUACUCUUCGUCUCCACAAACAACAAUGAACCUUCUACCAGCCGAGACAAACCUUGAUAUCCUUAAAUGCCUCGACUUCAACCAAUUAAACAACUGCCAACUGUCAAAUCGCCGUUUUUCUGAAGUGAUCGUCAACUACAACGAAGAAUUGGCUACAAUAAAAGUGUUUUAUUCUGUUGAGUUGAUUGUUUGGAAAAAUUGUAGGUUUUUUCUGAUUAUUAGUUAA